Molecule: messenger RNA, 741 nt
Organism: Penicillium soppii
Lineage: Eukaryota; Fungi; Ascomycota; Eurotiomycetes; Eurotiales; Aspergillaceae
Product: uracil phosphoribosyltransferase
Exons: 4
Coding region: 1-741 (246 amino acids)
Source: RefSeq, a predicted model, not a curated record
AUGGCUAGCAAACCAGAAAUAGCUCCAUCUCCUGCGCAGGGCGUUGGCCCUCUGUACCGUCCUGAUGGCGAAAAGCCUACUGCGACUGUCUCAAAGGAAAUCUCUUAUGAGAACGUCCACGUGCUACCUCAGACCCCCCAGUUGAUUGCCUUGUUAACGAUGAUCAGAGACAAAAGAACAAGCCGCGCCGAUUUCAUUUUCUAUUCUAACCGCAUCAUUCGGUUGCUGGUGGAGGAAGGACUUAACCAUCUUCCGGUUGUUGAACAGUCUGUCACAACCCCUGUUGGAACAUCUUAUCUUGGCGUCAAAUUUGAAGGAAAGAUUUGUGGUGUAUCCAUUAUGAGAGCAGGAGAGGCCAUGGAACAAGGGUUGCGGGAUUGUUGCCGAUCAGUUCGCAUUGGAAAGAUUCUCAUCCAACGGGACGAGGAGACAUGUAUGCCUAAGCUGUUCUACGAUAAGCUUCCUACCGACAUUGCGGAACGAUGGGUCCUUCUUUUGGAUCCUAUGUUUGCAACUGGUGGUUCUGCAACUCUCGCUGUAGAGGUAUUGAAAGAGAGAGGAGUGCCUGAGCACCGGAUCCUCUUCCUAAAUCUCAUUGCUAGCCCAUCAGGUGUUGCUGAAUUCGCAGAGAGGUUCCCUAAGCUCCGGGUUGUGACAUCUUUUAUCGACCAAGGACUUGAUGAAAAGAAGUAUAUUAUUCCAGGCCUCGGUGAUUUCGGUGACAGAUAUUACACGCUGUAA